GUGAGACACCGCAAUAGAGACACCCUAGUCUCGAUUAUGCCUGUUUUUCUGUUUGUGCUGUCAAAGGCGAUACUAUUUAUUUCGUAGCGUAAAAUAUAGGCAACAGUUAUAUUUAUUUAUCAAUGCCAUCGAAGGCUACCGUUAUUAUUUAUAUUCGACUGGCUAGCUAGCUAUGUUUUGUACUGCACUGUCACUGUCCUUUCUCCUUUUUCUGUUCUAAUGAUUGUGUUAUCUAAAUUCUCAUGGCGGAAACUAAAAUAAUAUAUCAUAUCGAUGAGGAGGAAACUCCUUAUUUAGUGAAAUUGACAGUGCCUCCUGAGAAAGUCACUUUAGCAGAUUUUAAAAAUGUCCUUAACAAUCGUCCGGUCAACAGUUACAAAUUCUUCUUUAAAUCUAUGGACCAGGAUUUUGGGGUUGUCAAGGAAGAGAUUUCUGAUGAUAACGCCAAGCUGCCCUGCUUUAAUGGGAGAGUGGUAUCAUGGUUGGUCCUGGCAGAGAGCUCACAUUCGGAUGGAGGGUCACAGGGCACAGAGAGUCACCCGGAGCUGCCGCCCCCACUGGAGAGAACAGGGGGUAUCGGGGACUCCAGACCCCCUUCUUUCCACGCCAACGCCGUGAGCAGCCGCGACGGUCUGGACACAGAGACGGGCAGCGAGUCCCUGCUCAGCCACCGCAGAGAGAGGGAGCGGGAACGAGCACGGAGGAGGGCGAGAGAGGCCGAGUUCCCUCGUGUGAACGGCCACUCCAAAGCGGAGCGCCUGGCGCGUGACUCGGCCAUGGGCUAUGACAGCACCUCCAUGAUGAGCAGCGAGCUGGAAUCCAGCUCCUUCAUUGACAGCGAGGAAGACGAUGACACCAGCAGACUCAGCAGCUCGACGGAGCAGAGCUCCUCGUCUCGGCUAAUGCGCAGACACAAGCGCCGGCGACGGAGGCACAAAGUGGCCAAAAUCGAUCGGUCCUCUUCAUUCAGCAGUAUCACAGACUCCACCAUGAGCCUCAACAUCAUCACUGUCACCCUCAACAUGGAGAAGUAUAACUUCCUGGGGAUCAGCAUCGUGGGGCAGAGCAAUGACCGAGGGGAUGGAGGGAUCUACAUCGGCUCCAUCAUGAAGGGGGGUGCAGUGGCUGCAGAUGGGAGGAUUGAGCCAGGAGACAUGCUGUUGCAGGUGAAUGACGUGAACUUCGAGAACAUGAGCAACGAUGACGCUGUGAGGAUUCUCAGAGAGAUCGUCUCCAAGACUGGCCCCAUCAGUCUCACUGUUGCCAAGUGCUGGGACCCCUCCCCUCGGAGCUACUUCACCAUCCCCCGAGCGGAACCUGUCAGACCCAUUGACCCUGCAGCUUGGAUCUCUCACACCACUGCCCUGACUGGACCGUACCCCCACUACGACUUUGACGACCUGCCCCUGUCGGUCAGCAAGACAGACAUGACGACCAUUGUCAAGCUGAUGCAGCUGCCGGACUCGGGCCUGGAGAUCCGGGACAGGAUGUGGCUGAAGAUCACCAUCGCCAAUGCUGUUAUCGGGGCUGACGUGGUGGACUGGCUGUACUCCCGGGUGGAGGGCUUUAAGGACCGUCGUGAUGCACGGAAGUACGCCAGCAGCUUACUGAAGCACGGCUACCUGAGGCACACCGUCAACAAGAUCACCUUCUCCGAGCAGUGCUACUACACGUUCGCCGACCUCUGCCAAAACAUGGCAUCUUUGAACCUGAAUGAGAGCUCCAGCGGCGGGGGCUCGGAGCAGGACACCCUGGGCCCCCUCCCCCCGCCCACCACCAACCCCUGGCCCCUGGGGGGACAGCCGUUCCCCUACCCGCCUUACCCUACAGCGCCCCCUGGCUUCCCCCCGGGGUACACAGACCCAUGCCACAGUUUCCACAGUGGCAGCGCAGGCAGUCAGAACAGUGAGGGAAGCAGAAGCAGUGGCUCGAACCCCAGCGCAGGGAAAGGUCGCCGUGCCUCGCCCCGGGAAAAGGACCGCAAGUCGACAGGCAGCGGGGGCAGCGAAUCAGAGCCGGGCACGCGGGGAGUGAGGCGGGGUGAACGAUCUGCCAGCCAGCUAAGCCAUCACAGCCACACACUCUCUAGCCACAGCCACACCCAUUCAUCCUAUAGCCACACCCAGUCCCACAGGAGUCAUGGCCUUUCCCAGAACAGCCACGCCUCUUUCUCAUACAGCAACGCCCCUUUCUCUCAGCAUGGCCACCUUUCUUGCAAUCACAGUGAGCGGAGCCACUCUCACUCUCACUCCUCCUACGGCCCACCCGGCCUGCCGCCCCCUUACAGCCUUGCACGGCUGGCCCCCAAGGUUCCAGUGAGCAGCAGUCCCCCAGGGGCCCCCCCAGUGCGUGACCUGGGGUCCGUCCCCCCAGAGCUAACCGCUAGCCGCCAGUCCUUCCAGCACGCCAUGGGAAACCCUUGCGAGUUCUUUGUUGACAUCAUGUGAUGGAGACGACAGUAGCUAGCUACUUUUGCAGCUGCACACUGCAAAAGCGCAUGCCGCUUGGAUCUCUGCUCCAAAGAUUACUCGUACCCACAGACAGUCCUCCCCCGCCCCCCAGCUCCAUGCCUACAGACUGCAAGAGAGGUUGUGCUCUGCACAGAGCCGCUCCUCCAUCGCCACCAGAGCCCUACUGUCAAAAAAAAGGAAUGAUGUUGCACAAGUGCAGAGUGUUUUGUGUUACUUGCAGCAUCUGGCUGGCCUGUUCAGUGUGUUAUUGUUCAUUUCAGUGGACUGUA
Messenger RNA from Megalops cyprinoides (Indo-Pacific tarpon), 2740 nucleotides. RefSeq names its product dishevelled segment polarity protein 1a (gene dvl1a). Gene Ontology annotation, biological process: canonical Wnt signaling pathway; intracellular signal transduction. Bases 243 to 2447 code for a protein of 734 amino acids. Gene Ontology annotation, molecular function: frizzled binding. Gene Ontology annotation, cellular component: cytosol. NCBI's taxonomy places the organism in Eukaryota, Metazoa, Chordata, Actinopteri, Elopiformes, Megalopidae. The transcript is spliced from 15 exons. The record is from RefSeq and is a predicted model, not a curated record.